Molecule: messenger RNA, 4020 nt
Organism: Daphnia magna
Lineage: Eukaryota; Metazoa; Arthropoda; Branchiopoda; Diplostraca; Daphniidae
Gene: milt
Product: trafficking kinesin-binding protein milt
Exons: 12
Coding region: 580-3234 (884 amino acids)
Source: RefSeq, a predicted model, not a curated record
AGAGAAUCCAGGUGAACGGUUCCAGGUAUGUGAGCAAUAUAAAGAAGGACGUCUUCACUAUAAAGACGUUUUCCCCAAAGCUCCCCCUCUCAUAAUUUCAACGCGAGCGUCAGCGAAGCAAGUUGGGCUGGGGGUGAAAGGCGCAAAGGGCAAAGAGGAAAAAGAAAAAUUUUGUUCUCGUAGGAAACAGUUCCCCAAAGAGUGUUGAACAACAAAAGAACCCUAGAAGAGGAGGACGAUCGUUUUGAAGGGCGGAGAAAUAACCUUGUGAACGUGCACAGGAAGAAUCGUUUGUAUCGCUGCUUCUUGAUGACUUACAUGAUUCAACUGGCUAAACUGCAAGCGAAGCGGUCGGUUUUCUCUUGGUCAGACACUUGUCGGUCGAUCACUCCCCGAUUGUUGUGUGAUUUUCUUUAGUCCCGCGUUUUCUCGUCAGGGAAACGUCGUGUUCAAAGAGAGUCAGUGGGUUUUUUAUUUUUCGUAUGUGUGUCUGUUAUUUUUUUUUUGAUUGCUAACCAGAAGAAGAAAAAAAAAGAAGUGGAGGAGAGAAAGAGAAAGAGAGAGAGAGAAACUGUGGAAAUGGGGAAAAAAAUAGAGAAAAAGAAGAAUAAGAAAAACAAUGGCCGUUUCGGCGGAACUAAUUGCGUUCCUGUAUUGCCGUCUCGGCGUACGGCGAGCAACGGCCCAGUUCGUCCGCAGAUCGCUUCGAUCGAGCUCGGUUUCAAAGGCGCCUCGAAGGUGCCCGCCUUUCUUGUUUUGAAUUUGGCGGCCGGUGUACGGUCGUCGCGAGUUACCAUCGUUUGUCGAUGGUCGUGCAGUCGAAUCGGCGGAGCGAUGUACGUCAUCCACGCCGACGAUGCCUUGGAUUCGCUCAUUGCCGACGUGCAAAGCCGAGUGCUAUGCGGCGAGCGUGUCAGCCAAAUGACGAAGACGUAUAAUGACGUCGAAGCGGUCACGCGCCUACUCGAAGAGAAGGAGAAGGAUUUGGAGCUGGCGGCCCGGAUCGGCCAGGGACUUUUGACGAGGAACAAGGCGCUUGAAGAGCGUUUGAUUGCCGUUGAAGGAGAACUGACCAGUGCCCAUGAUACAGUCACCCAAUUGCGGCACGAUCUGCUCCUCAAGGGCGAGCUCUUGCAGAUCUAUUCCAACGAUUUCGAUGACAGCAGUCCGGAAGGCGUGAGGGCUUUCACAACUGACUUGCUCCAACGUAAAGUCAAAGGAUUGGAAGAUGACAACCGCAAGUUGCGGGCGGAAGCCUCGCAGCUGGCCAACGAAUCAUCGGAGACCGAACUGCGCGAGGAGCAACUGCUGCACCAAGUCGUCGCUCAACUAGCUGAAGCCAAUAGCCACAUCAAAAAUCUGGAUGAAGAACUGGCCAAUAAGUAUGAUGAGACGAACAAACAUCGCGAAGAGAUUACCAGCUUGCUGGGCCAGCUGGUCAGUCAACGGCACAAAAUUCGUGAGCUGACACUGGAAAACGAGGAUUUGACUAUGCAAUUGCACGUGGUGCGUGAAUGCCAAAACGAGCUGGCCGUCGAAUUGUCUGAAUACAAGGACAAGUACGCCGAGAUCCUUGAAUUGCUUCACGAAACGCAAGAGCAAGUGAAAGAGCAAAACAAGCGGAGUCUUCCCACUUCUCGCGGUUUGGCCGGCGCUUCUGCUCCGCCCAGUAGAGCAACUUCACAUUACCACCCGGAUUCUUUAGCCUCGGAAUUGGAACUCUCAUCACUCGGCUCGGAAAGUUGGCCAUCCGAGAUUAGUUCCACGCCGCAAACCCUUCCUUCUCGGUUUCAGUACCAGCGUGUUUUCGAUACGGUCCGGUGCGCAUCAAUGGCUGUCGAGCCCAGGGUGCUAGCAUCGACACCGACGACUGAUGGGCCUCGAAUGCCACCCCGGCUUGCGGUCAACACUUCCACUCCGAUGGCCGAAAUCAGUCCGUCUUUCCAGAAAGCCCAAUCUGUGCUAGAGAAACUGACUGCAACGUCGGAAACAGACUACCCGGCGACUUCGAAGGUGGGCGUACCAGGAACACCCGGAACGGUCGAUUUAACCCACGCACUACGUCGAUUGGCACCCAAAACUACUGUGACUGGCCCAUCUCAUGAUGGACACGGUUGGAGGACGCCGGACAGUAUCAUGUCAACGGGAAGCCGAUCCGGUCUUAGCAGCCUAAAUUCUUUUCAUUAUCCAGAAAAGCUCAAGAUCAUUAAACCGAUGGAAGGUUCCAUGACGCUGCAUCAUUGGUCUCGCUUGGCCACUCCGCACCUGGGCACGCUGUUGGAAGAGAGACCCGGUGUGGCGACGCGGGAAACCAAAUCGACACAUGUGGACACUUUCAACUAUCAGCGGGAUUUCCUAGAAAUGUACAGUCUGUUUGACGUCGAAGAAGAUGAGGAGAUGGAAACGGUGGCCGGCAAAACGUUCGAUUCGUCCGCACCUGUUUACACGUUGACCAAUUCCACAGCGACUCAUCCCAACAAUUUGACGAGUGUCACUUCAUCGAUGCAAAGUGGUUAUAUGACGUCAUCGGUCGAUUAUCCUAGUCUCAAUCAUUCAGUCAAUUCGUUGCAGUCCGGCAAUCGAUCAGAAAACGGGUCCACUUUACCCUCCCAACGCAGACUAGUCGAAGCCUUACAUGAAAGAGGAGUUGGUCAUUCGAUCGUUGGGUGGAGUGGUCUGUCGACCCCCAACAACAGUCCAGGCUGUUCGUCGCCAGAUGGGUCAUCGUCUCACUUUCUCUCCGAAACGUGGGAAUUCCUAGCCGAAGGAGCCAAAAUGAUAAGGCGGACGUUAACUGGCCAAGAAACGCCCCUUCCAGCUCGUCGUUGUGUUCCUCGCAUUGCACGCAAAGAACUCGAGACCGUCUCGCGGAUGCAUUUGCUGGACAAGUUGGAGAAAUUGGGUCUGGACGAAGUGAACCAAACCUUUUCGUCUGUGUCUCCCACAACGCUGAGGGUCGCUUUAGAGAAUUUGACGUACGUAACUGACGGCCAUCGUGACGAUUCGGAUGCCUGGCAGAUCAGCAAAGACGGCGUUGCCAGUUGUUCGGAAUCGCGCAGUCCUAUCCGCAGGAAUUUGUCGAAUUCCAGUGUGGAAAACGUGCCCAGCCCGAAAUUGAGUCCGAUGCAUCGAUCCUCUUCUGUCGGUCUCAACAUGAUUUGUGAUCUCGGCUCGCCUCCUUCUUCUAGCAUUGCAUCCAACUUCGACAUCCGUGCCAAGUUCCAAGUCGUUUGACAACAACUUUGUUUGGGGCUCAAGUUUUUCUUCCCUUCCAUCCCGCCAUGAUGAAAAACGCUGAAAGUCGACUGCCGGAUGUCUAGCUUUUGAUACUACGGACAUUUACCGAGAAAAAGAGAGAGAGAGAGGGUCGUCGAGUCGGGUUGGGAAAUAAGGAAAGUUUCAGAAUGCGCAACAAUCAGUCAUUGGCAUUUUUCUAAUGCGAUUUCGCCCCUUUUUCUUUUAAAUUAGUCAUUAUAUUUAUUGCGUUAUGCACAAGGCAGGCGGAAAGAGAUGGUAGAGAAAAGCCGUAUUCAAUCAAAUAUCGAUGAUGACGUCGACUUUGGUGUUUGGUUACAAAUGACGUGCCAUCCGUUCGGGCGAAAAAAAAAUUUAACUAGUUCAUUUUUUGUCCCUCUUUUUUGUUUUUGUUUUUUAAGGAAAAGAAAAGCGUUAAAUCGCAACACUUUAAAACAGCAUAGAUUUUUCGUUUGCUUGAAUGAACUCUGUUGGAAAUGAGAGAUUGGCGGGGGCUUAGUAGCCAAAACGAGGAUGUGCUGUAAUUGGGUGGGAGACCGAAUGGAUAUCGUCGACGGGCCAACAUUAAAGACACGGGCAAUUUGACAAGUGCCGAGAGCAGCUCAAGUUAACAUUUUUCCUCUUUCCUGAAACGAAAGUUUGGUGCUCUGUUUAUGUCGUUACGUCAUAACUGCCAGAUGGGACAUCAUUGCGUGUACCACACAUUUUCACUACGAGUUAAAAAAAAAAAAAAAGUGAAACACGGAAAGGCAACAGAUUUUCAAA